AUGGACAAAGACCGCUUUCCGAUGGCGCCCUCGCGAGAACCGAACCCGCUGCGACCUUACUACAUACCGCCCUCGAUCGGUCCCAAACCAUCAGUAUCCGCAUCGCAAACACCUGCUAUCGGGAGGACUAGUGCACCGCGGCCAAGUGCGUCGAUAUCAAGCACUGCGCGUGAUUUGUUCCCAGAGCUGGACCUGGACCUGAAAUCAACGACCAGUGAAGCAUGGCAGCACACAAGGAGCUUGUUCGACACCCUUGCGUGGAGGUAUACAUCGGUACUGCUUGCGCAACCGUUCGAUGUGGCCAAGACAAUACUACAAGUCUCCCUGCCUCCAGCGAGCACGGUGGCUACGCCGCAGAAAAAGAAGAACGCGCAAUUUGCACAUGGGAGCUCGAGAGGGCGAGGGAGUCGAUAUGAGGACGAGACGGAGGAUAGCGACAGCGACAGAAGCGACGACAUACCCGAUUAUUUCACCGCAACAGCACCGCGGAGUCGAUCGCCCAGGAAACGCAGAAGAACGCCCCCUAGUGAAGAUCUGUCACCCUCGCCUACACCCCGACCUAGGAACCGCAAAGAACAGGAUGCAGUGGAAGAUUACAAAGUCCGGGUAAAGAAGCCCGAUGCUAUCAUGCAUGCUAUCUCUGCAUUGUACAAUACGUCUGGAGCUGUAGGAUUAUGGCGAGCAAGCAACACCACCUUCCUGUACUCGAUACUUCUACGAACGACCGACUCCUUCAUCCGGAGCUUACUACUUGCUAUCCUUGGACUACCAGAGUUGCCGGGUCCGGAUCAAGGUGGGCUGGCUCCAGGAUUAAGUGCCUCCGGUGGUGCUGGAUUCAGCGGUAUCGAUCUCAGCGACAGCCCAAACGCGAUUGGUUCUCUGAUAGUCGUUGGGCUCGCCAGUUGUCUGACAGGUUUGCUUCUUGCGCCUCUGGACUUGGUGAGGACACGGCUGAUUGUCACGCCGCUGUCGACACCUCCGAGGGGGCUGGUUCAGAACCUUCGACGGCUGCCAUCACUCGUCGCCCCGUCUAACAUGUGGCUUCCGACUGCGCUUUACCACUCCAUCCCAAACAUUUUCUCGGCAGCCACACCACUCUUCCUUCGGCGUCAAAUGCUAAUCACUCCAGAACUGGCCCCUAUUUUGUGGUCAUUGGCGGCAUUUACGACUAGUCUGACGGAACUGUUCAUCCGUCUACCCCUUGAGACUGUAGUGCGACGAGCUCAACUAUCGACAAUCACGAAAGCUGAACCACAGACGCAACUCGUGGUCGACCCUGCCCCUUACAGCGGUGUAUGGGCCACUGUCUACAGCAUAAUGUAUCUGGAGGGAGAGACCACGACAAGGGCUGCCAACGGAAUGUUGCGUACCCGCCGCGGUCAAGGUGCUGCUGGGCUGGUAAGAGGUUGGCGUGUUGGGUUCUGGGGAUUGGUCGGUGUGUGGGGUGCUGGUGCUCUCGGUCCUGGCGAUGUUAAAGGCAGGCCAGGCGAGUUUUGA
Zasmidium cellare ATCC 36951 is the source of this 1497-nucleotide messenger RNA. RefSeq lists its product as uncharacterized. Bases 1 to 1497 code for a protein of 498 amino acids. The transcript has a single exon. The record is from RefSeq and is a predicted model, not a curated record. Lineage: Eukaryota; Fungi; Ascomycota; Dothideomycetes; Mycosphaerellales; Mycosphaerellaceae.